UGGUAUGAGCCGAAACCUUUCCGGUUUGUACGACAACAAUUUCCACAUGGGUAACAUCAUAUAGAAAUGUUCGUAUUUUGAGGCCGUAACAGUUUAUAUAACAUCGUACAUAGAUAGGGAUCUCGGGACACUAACAGGAAACCUAAUCUCAGCAUGGGUAAGAAGAAAGCUGGAGGAGGUGGUGCGGGACUCGGCCGCGCGCUGAUUAAGGAGAGACUAAACGCAGGCCGAGGCAACAAGAGGGGCGAUUCGUGGCUCCACACAUGUGAAUUGAACGAUGGCUACGACUGGGGUCGACUGAACUUGCAGUCGGUAACGGAGCAGAGUUCCAUGGAUGAUUUCCUCGCCACGGCAGAACUUGCGGGGACAGAGUUCGUUGCAGAAAAGCUCAACAUCAAGUUCGUGCCAGCGGAAGCGCGUGCUGGCCUGCUGACCGCUGAGGAGGCUAGUCAGCUGAAGAAGCUACACGAGGAAAACUGGCAGCUUCUCCGGAUACCGCGGCGACCCCGCUGGGACGAGAGCACCAGCCCAGAGGUGCUUCAGCAGGCAGAAAGAGACAGCUUCCUGGAAUGGAGGCGUAAGCUGGCACUGCUGGAAGAGGAGCAGAAGAUGAUUCUCACGCCGUUUGAGAGGAACCUGGAUUUCUGGAGGCAGCUGUGGAGAGUUAUUGAGAGGAGCGAUGUGGUCGUCCAGAUCGUCGACGCCAGAAACCCCUUGUUGUUUCGGUGCCCAGACCUGGAGCGCUACGUGAAGGAGGUUUCUCCAGACAAGGUGAACAUGCUGCUGGUGAACAAGGCCGACCUUCUGACCAGGGAGCAGAGGCGGGCCUGGGCGGCCCACUUCCAGAGGGACGGCGUGCGCGCCGUCUUCUGGUCCGCCCUGGCGGAGAACGAGCGGCUGGAGGCCGAGGAGAAGGGCGUAGAGCAGCAGGAGGAGGAGGAGGAGGAGGAGGAGACCACAAGCGAAGACGAGGAUCAUCCCGACAUGAAAGAUAUCAGCAGGAGAGAAGAAGACGAGGAGGAAGAGGAGGACUGCGCCAUGGAGGAGGGACGGCAGAGAAGAGUGCAGUUCAAAGGGCGCGUGGAGGAAGAAGAGCAGGAGACGUCCUCGGAGGAGGAGGAGGGGGGAAAGGGGGACUCUUCACACGCCUCCGGCUUCCACAACUCCAGUCGUCUGCUGCAGAAGGAAGAACUUAUGGCGGUGUUCAGAGCUGCCCACUCUGGCCCCACCUGUAGGGAAGGAGAACUCACUGUUGGCUUGGUGGGCUAUCCAAACGUGGGCAAGAGUUCCACCAUCAACACAAUCUUCCGAAACAAGAAGGUGUCCGUCUCGGCCACCCCAGGACACACCAAGCACUUCCAGACGCUGUACGUGGAGCCCGACCUGUGUCUGUGUGACUGCCCCGGACUGGUCAUGCCCUCCUUCGUGUCCACCAAAGCUGAGAUGAUCUGCUGUGGGAUUCUGUCCAUAGACCAGAUGAGAGACCACGUGCCGGCCAUUUCACUCGUGUGUCAGACUAUUCCUCGGGCAGUGUUGGAGGGCACCUACGGCAUCAACAUCAUCCGCCCGCGAGAAGACGAAGACCCCGACCGGCCGCCCACCUUCGAGGAGCUGCUCAUGGCCUACGGAUACAUGAGAGGCUUCAUGACCACACAUGGUCAGCCAGACCAGUCCAGAUCCGCCCGCUACAUCCUGAAGGAUUACGUCAACGGGAAGCUGCUGUACUGCCACCCCCCUCCGCACAUCAAAGCAGAGGACUUCCAGUACCAGCAUGGCGCCUUCCUGCCGGGCCUGGCCGACCCGGCCGUCUCCGGCACGGACGGCGGCACACACCGCGUCAGGAGGAUCGAGAACCCAGUCGACAAGAACUUCUUCCAUCAGGAGAACGUGCGAGCGCUCACCAAAGGGGUCCAGUCCUUCAUGGGCUACAAGCCCGGCAGCGGGCCCAUCGGCUCGGGAAAGCCCGGCUCCGACGCGGCCCUCCUGGGCAAGCCCUGGAAGAAGCACGGAAACAGGAACAAGAAGGAGAAAGUACGUCGACUCACCAAGCACCUGGACGCCUGAUCAGGGUCGCCCCUGCUUUUUAUAAAUAUCCCAAACCUGGUGGAGUGGAACGUGUGUUAUUCCCAGAGAUCCACCGAGUCUAAGGAUGCCACUUCCUGUUUCCCUAGCGGAGAUGGGUGGAGCUAAGCAGGCUGUUUGAGGACAACUUCCUCCAACCGUGCAGAACAUGCCUCUGUACCAGGCCACCACUGCAGAUGCUCUCUGUGGUCUAAACUCAUCUGAAUUAGGAAUUAUUGUAAUUAUUUAGGGUUUCUACUAUAUUAUUUUGGAAACUAUAACAUUGUACAUGCACAUGAUGAAUGCUUUGAUUCCGGUUCAUGAGUAAUGCCUUAAACAUAGUUCCAACAGUUCCAUAAAUAAAUCAUAUAUUUCA
This is a messenger RNA of Hypomesus transpacificus, 2437 nucleotides long. It is a transcript of the gene lsg1, whose product is annotated as large 60S subunit nuclear export GTPase 1. The transcript is spliced from 14 exons. NCBI's taxonomy places the organism in Eukaryota, Metazoa, Chordata, Actinopteri, Osmeriformes, Osmeridae. Gene Ontology annotation, biological process: ribosomal subunit export from nucleus. The coding region runs from base 154 to 2064 and encodes 636 amino acids. Gene Ontology annotation, molecular function: GTP binding; GTPase activity. Gene Ontology annotation, cellular component: cytosol. The record is from RefSeq and is a predicted model, not a curated record.